UUUAUUAUCCUUCAGCAUUCUAGAAUUUACAGUUUAUCUGUUUACAGUUUAAUCUGUUUGUUCAGUUGUAGUCAAUAUACAAUUUCAUUACCAGCAUCUUCUCCCAUUUAAAAAUGUUGAUAAAGUUGAAAAAGUGUAAGCUGUUCAAGCUGGAAAGUAGAUGAUCGAUUAUAAAAUAAAAACAAAUUCGUUUUGCUAUUAUUUCCAGAGGAUACAAAUCUGAAACACUUGGUAUCAUUUUUGGAUUUUAUAAAAAAAUUGUUUAGUUAUAGCAUGGGAUUGCUAACAAUUUUAAAAAAAAUGAAGCAAAAAGAAAAGGAAAUGCGCCUUUUAAUGCUCGGACUUGAUAAUGCUGGCAAAACUACCAUUUUGAAAAAAUUCAACGGUGAAGAUAUUAGUGUAAUCUCUCCAACAUUAGGAUUCAAUAUAAAAACUUUGGAACACAGAGGAUACAAACUUAACAUGUGGGAUGUUGGAGGUCAAAAAUCUUUGAGAUCUUAUUGGAGGAAUUACUUUGAAAGUACUGAUGGUCUGAUAUGGGUUGUAGACAGCGCAGAUAGACGUAGGUUACAGGAUUGUAAAGAUGAAUUACACACAUUAUUGCUUGAGGAGAGACUUUCGGGUGCAACUUUAUUGGUUUUCGCUAAUAAACAAGAUUUACCAGGGGCUCUAACUGCUCAAGAUAUAAAAGAGCUUUUAGAAUUGGAUAACAUAAAAACCCACCAUUGGAGAAUAGUUAAUUGCAGUGCUGUUACUGGAGAAAAUCUAUUGGUAGGAAUAGACUGGAUAUUAGAUGAUAUAGCAGCUAGAAUAUUUACUUUGGACUAAGUGCUAUUUAUUGACCAGGAGCAAAGAAUACAGCUUUCACUAUAUUAGGGUGGUUAUAAAAAUGUCAUGCUUUUUUUAUAUAUAUAUUUGCUUAACAUGAACUGUAUAUAUGUAAUUUUCAUUGUUAAAUAAAAAAAAAUUUAUAAUA
Messenger RNA from Parasteatoda tepidariorum (common house spider), 976 nucleotides. RefSeq names its product ADP ribosylation factor-like 2 (gene Arl2). The record is from RefSeq and is a predicted model, not a curated record. Gene Ontology annotation, molecular function: GTPase activity; GTP binding. Lineage: Eukaryota; Metazoa; Arthropoda; Arachnida; Araneae; Theridiidae.